Molecule: messenger RNA, 711 nt
Organism: Carlito syrichta (Philippine tarsier)
Lineage: Eukaryota; Metazoa; Chordata; Mammalia; Primates; Tarsiidae
Gene: OOEP
Product: oocyte expressed protein
Exons: 5
Coding region: 1-711 (236 amino acids)
Biological process (GO): embryonic pattern specification; establishment or maintenance of apical/basal cell polarity
Cellular component (GO): apical cortex; protein-containing complex
Molecular function (GO): RNA binding
Source: RefSeq, a predicted model, not a curated record
AUGCUCGACGACGCCAGCGCGGCUGAGGCCCCACGGGGCGGGCUGAGGGCCGCCAGUUCCUUAGAGGGGUCUCAGCGGCUUCGCACUCGGCCCUGGUGGCUUCCAGCGCAGGAGCUGGGCGACCCUUCGGUGUUCCGCUUGGAAGCGUGGCUGGCAGACUUAUUCUUUGGUCCAGACCGAGCCGUGGUUCCAGAAAUUGAGUGGAUGACCCAGGCCCUGCUGGAGGUGGACUUAGUGGACUCCGGGAACCUAGUCGAAGUCGCCGUCUUCGGCCGGCCCCGUGUGCGGAAUCGGGUGCGGAGCAUAUUCCUGUGCCUGGCGCGGCUAUACCGGGAACGUCGUGCCCAAGCUGAGAAGAUCAAACACCUGGAGAACUUGAAGGCCCAUGCAUCAAGUCCCCAAUCCCCGACACCCUGCUGCUUAAGGAUUUUUGUGGUCAACGUCAGACCCUCAAGCACAGGUGCAGAUAAUCUCACAAAUGGUGAUUUGUUUGGGGGUCUUGUUGUUGUUGUUGUUUACAUUAUAGGUUCUCAAACUUUAAAGCUUGCACCGGUGCGUUCCAACUCGCAGGCCAAGACUGUCAGCAUUCGUCAGGCUGCGCUGCCCGGAGACUGGCUUGCGGAGAGCUCCUACCUCAAGCCCGUUGUCUUACGUUUUCACCAGGCUGCACAGGUGUCCUGCGUGAACCGGAGUGUUUUCCCUUACAUGUGA